Letharia columbiana is the source of this 534-nucleotide messenger RNA. RefSeq lists its product as uncharacterized. Bases 1 to 534 code for a protein of 177 amino acids. The transcript has a single exon. The record is from RefSeq and is a predicted model, not a curated record. Lineage: Eukaryota; Fungi; Ascomycota; Lecanoromycetes; Lecanorales; Parmeliaceae.
AUGGAAUGCCCGAAAGUCAAGAGAAAGAACCAGUCAAGAACGUACAAGGCUACAGGCGUGCUAGCCGGAGAAUCGCCGCUUGUAAAAAGCGAAAAGCAUGCGCGUUACAAUCAGGAAUGCGGACAAGGCGAUCGAUCUCCCAAGCGCACGAGACUCGAAAGUAGUACCGAUCUUAUCAUGGCGACAUCUUCAAAGUUCACAACCACUGAAAGCUUUUCAGAUGUGUUUCCAGACCUAAACGACCUCUGCAAGCGAGUGAUCGAUGUACUGUGUUCUUCGGAUGACAGACUGCUACAAGGCUAUGGCAGUUUUAUCGAUCAAAAGUUUGUCAAGCAUGAGCUUCCUGAAAUCCUGUCGGAAUGUAUUGACGUCGUGAUCCAAAAUUUGCAGGGCAAGUCUUUGACCGUUGAAGCAAUGCAAGAAGUCAAAUGUCGGCAAAGCUUGCGAAAGUGUAUGUUCAAUGGUGCAGGAGGCUACCUGGAUAUCCUUACCGAUGCUCGUGACUAUGACUAUCUUAAGUUCUACGUUGGUUAA